CUGCUCGAGUGUUCAACGUGCUGCUGCAGGCUCGAGAGGCAGAGAGCCGUGGCACUGACAAACCCACAGACAUUCAUCCAGUGGCAAGAUGGGAUGUACCACGGGGCACUUCACUUGCCAACCGCAGACGGCGGCGGCCCCGACCCUGGAAGGCCAGUCACAAGACGGUGCACCCAAAGUCCCAGAGGUGCUCUCGUCCCUAGAGAGGCUCUCGCAAGCCACGGGAGGGAUGGAGAAGUCUUGGUACCGCUGCAUCUUUCCAUUCGGGAUCAUCUCGUUGGUCAUCGGAGUGGCGGGAACUGGGGUGACGUACGCGUACAACGAUCUCCCGCAGACCAAGGUGGUUUCCAUGGUCCUGUUGAUCGUGGGGCUUGUCCUGGUACUGAUGGCGACCACUUGCUGGACGGUCCACAAGAAGAAGCGCAGGAAAAAGAAGGAAGGAGGUUCCUUCAGCUCCGAACAGUGUCCCUUGUGAGAGCGCCCCAAAAACCAAACUGUGGCGGAUAAUGGACCGAGAUCUCCGACACGUCGCGAAGGACAGGUCCUCUCUGAGAAUCCGGUGAAAAAUACGCCGCAAGGCUGGCAUGAGGGUUCACCGGAGUCACGCAUGCAGUUUACCGUUGCUCAGCAGGUGUCUGGUAUCAAAACAAGCCUGGAGAGAGACACACAUCCCCGCACGCACACACACAGGACACUUAACACUAGCCGCGAGCCUCUCGCGGAGCCUCUGCUGUCGUCAACGCCGCUGUCAGUCUCCAGCAUUCCUGUGACGCCGAAGAAGUGGGCCAGUGGCGGCAACCGGACACCGCGACGAAAGAGGAGUUCACCUCCGUCACCGUCGCACGUCAUUCGCCCGUCCGGUGACACCGUAGCAAUGCGCAAGCUUUUUUACGGAGUGGAACUUGAACCUGCGUCUGCUAGCUAGAACCGGCAGCUGCGGAUCAGGAUAGGAGGAAAGCACGGACUGGAGAGGUCGAGAAUGUGUCCGUCUGCAUGUGUGUGUGCGUGCUGGAUGGACUAGAGAGACAAGACACCUGCUCGGCCUCUUUCGCUGUCAGCCCGCCGUCAAUCGUAGCCCUAAUGAUUUAGGACAGGGGUGCAGCGUCUGAUAUGAAGGACGCAAAGACCCGAGCUUGAUUUAUUGGGAAUUUUACACAGUGUACAGUAUGUUGAAGGAGUUGUGUGUGUGUGUGUGUGUGUGUGUGUGCAUGUGAUUCUAUCUGGCAAAUCCAGGACUCUUCAAGGACCUCAUAUAAUCGGUAUUCUGAAAAACAACCACAGUGGAAUUUUAUUACGGACACUGUUCUGAGAAAGGCAAGCAAACCGAAGGGCCUUUUGUUCUGAGACAGCCUGAAAAGAAAAUUCAUUUCCUGUCUGGCAGAUGAGCGGGAUUACUAAGGGGGGAAAAAGAUGCCACAAGGGUACAAGAAAAGUCAAAAGUGCCAGUUGAGUUUUAUUCUUGUUCCAGUGCCUUGAGCAAGCGAUAGGACUUUGCAUGGUACAGUAGCUGUGUUUUUACCCCUCCGUCUCUCUUUUCCUCUUCCAGUGCCAGGUUUAAAACUCCAACUCAGCUAUUUUAGCACGUUCUCCUCGCCCCCAAAAACAACACACAUGAAUAUGUCGUCAGCUUGACCUGGUCAGAGCCCACAAAGGCUGGAGCUUACAUCCGUUUUCACAAUGGGAAUACUGCUUAUUUACACUGCCUUGAUCUGGGAAGCAUUUGGCACGUUUUGUUAUGGAUACAGUGGGUGGGUAACAGAUAAUGAGUUAAAGGGAUAGGUCAUCUAAAAAUGAAAACUCUGUCAUCCUUGUGUCGUUCCAAAUCUGUAUGGCCGACUUUCUUCUGAGGAAGACAAAAACUCAAUGGGGUCCAAAACAUCACAAGAGUAGAGACAUUUGUGACCCUGGACACGGGGAUAUUUGUAGCAGUUGCCAAAAAUAUAUUGCAUGGGUCAAAAUUUUUCUUUUAUGCCAAAAAUCAUUAGGAUAUUAAGUAAAGAUCAUGUUCCAUGAAAUAUUUUGCAAAUUUCCUACCGUGAAUAUAUCAAAGCUUAAUUUUUGAUUAUGCAUUGCUGAGAGCUUUAAAGACAAUUUUCUCAGCAUUUUGUUUUUUUUGCACCCUCAGAUUUCAGAUUUUCAAAUACUUGUUUCUCAGCCAAAUAUUGUCCUAUCCUAACAAACCAUACAUCAAUGCAAAGCUUAUUUAUGAAUCUCAAUUUCAAAAAAUUGAUCCUUAUGACUGGUUUUGUGGUCCAGGGUCACUUUUCAAAAUACCUUCUUUCAUGUUCCACAGCAGAAAGGAAGUCGUACCAAUCUUAGGGUGAGGAAACGAUGACAGAAUUUUCCUUUUUGGGCAAGUUUAGCCUUUAGAUGUCUCAUAUAUCCUGUGUGAAGACUAAAAUUUGGAGCUGGACAAAAAUCCAUAUCAAUUCAGAGGUUAAUACCCUUUUCCGUUCACUGAAAGCUUAUCGAUCGAGAUGUUUCCAACACGUUCAAGAGUGGUUUUGAGAAUCACUGUGCAUGAGAGACAGAAAAGAGACAGGAUUAACAACCUUGAGUACUUGAAAAGGCUGUUUUUGAAGCGUUUAGCUAUUAGCGUAUGUGCUAAACUCACCUUACUAGACUUGUUUGAGCCCUGAGGAAGAUUUUAUUGCUCUUUCAUAGCUCAGGAGAUUUAAUGAAUUUCUCGGUUGUGUCUCAGAUGUUUCUCCUAAAAUGUUCAUAUUGCAAUCUCUGACUUUUGGUUGCACAUUCUAAGAAAACCUGUGAUAUUACUGGUUCUUUUUCACCGCUGACCUUCAUUUAAUCUCAUUGCUGUCUGGGAGAAACAUUCUGAGAUAUUAAAAAGAUUAAACAGAUGUAAGAUUUUGGUUUUUGUAACUAAAAACACAUUUUUGGAGUGAGUGAGUGCGUGCGCAUGGCAUGCAACACGGCGGUCCUGCGCUUGGGGCACGUCCAGGUGGAAUUGAUUUCAAACAGUGACGUCCGACCACAUGGCUAUGGAUAAACACAGUGCCUUUUUGUCGACUGAUGUACGUGCUGUAAAGCUGCCUGUGCCUCCUUAAGCGUUUUUAAUUGCUUCACGCCAGAAUGUGGUUUUUGUCCCUUUACAGAAACAGAUUGCCUUCUUGUGUUUUUCCACAGCGAAAGGUAACGAAGGCAGGGCAUUUAGAGUUUCCGACUGCAUUUUAAACACUUUUCACAAUGCUCUUAACAAACAACAGACUAGAAUCAGGUUACUGUUAAAUCAGGGAUGAAGUUGAUGUUUGAGUUGGAAAAAGGGACCAGAUGAGUUCAGUUUGGAUAUCAAUGACCGACCCUAAUGGAGUGUCUGAUUGUAUCAUGGAAAGCCAGUUAUCCAAGAUAGCUGUUUACAUAAGCAAAUCAAGAUCAGACGUUCAAAUCUGAGUCAUCAGGAAAACAUGGUGCUGCUCCCCCCACCACCACCCACCCAAAACAAGAAACGCAAUGGCUAUAUCUAAUCAUCCUUAGAAAGCAAAACUGUGAGAUUUAAAGAUGUCUUUUCAAAUAAUGUAUCUUGAAAUGUUUAUUAUAUAGGCGUAUUCUUUGAAAAGACGUCAUUAUACACACAAACGUAAAUCUUUAUUAUUAAAAGUAAAGGAUUUUUAGAUAUUGCUGCAAAAAUACUUGUUUUGAUUUCCAGAAAGGCAGUCAAGGGUAAAUAAACACAAACAUGUAAUGUUUCUUUUUGCAUUUUGUAAUCCAGUUUUUGUUGGCCUUCCUGUGUGAUUGUUUCCAUGCGUAUCUGGAAGUAGUUGUUCGCAUGAUUUCCUCCAGAUUUCAGAUUCUCUUUCGCUCUAUUUACGAGAGCUGGAAGGAGGGAAAUUUAUAGCGGGUGAACAGAGUUGUGCAAUUUCAUUGAAAAGACGUGAGAGGAAUGUCAAGGCGUGGAAUGCGCAAUACUGGACCCAUAUAUGUACUUGGCUUUGUUUAUCACCUCGCAGUCUCCUGCUGUACAUAAAUCCACAUCUGACACCCACAAUGUACUGAACUGUCCAUGCGGUUUUGUUCUUUGAACUUGCUCUUGUUUAACGUCAGACGUGGAAAAGGUGUCGCGAAUGAGCGAGACGUGAACGAAUUACUGUUCUGCUGUUUCAUAUUAUGGAAUGGGAAAGAGUAAAUCUACCUCUCUAGUUCUGAGAGCGUGUUUUCGCCGUCUUUACAUUCUCCAGAAUGCUUUCUCUCUUUAAGCUUGAGGCAGCAAAUGCCGAAAUCUGUAUUCUGUGUCAAACUAUGUGAUGUAAAUAGUAGCUAUUUAUAUUUUUACAUUUAUAUUCAUAUUAAAAAAGACUUUUGAAAAGUUGUAUUAAAGAACUGUUAUGUGAAAUAG
This is a messenger RNA of Labeo rohita (rohu), 4351 nucleotides long. Its product is annotated as transmembrane protein 100. The record is from RefSeq and is a predicted model, not a curated record. The transcript is spliced from 2 exons. Bases 89 to 475 code for a protein of 128 amino acids. Lineage: Eukaryota; Metazoa; Chordata; Actinopteri; Cypriniformes; Cyprinidae. Gene Ontology annotation, biological process: cellular response to BMP stimulus.